AUGCUACGCGACAGCGGCACUAUAAUAGAUUCUACAGAUGCGGUAGUCAAAAACUGGCAAAGGAUAGGGAGAGAGAUUGGGGUUGACCCAGAUGUCAUUCUCGCUACUUCACACGGUCGCAGAUCGAUCGAUGUGCUGGAGAUAUACCAGCCGGAGCUUGCAAACUGGGAAUAUAUCAGACGUGUGGAAGGUCAGAUACCGCUGGAGUUUGGUCAAGAUGCGGUUGAAAUUCCUGGGGCUCGCAGUCUCCUGGACGAACUUGAGGCUCAUUCCGUUCCAUGGUGUAUCGUAACCAGCGGCACACGACCAUUGGUGACGGGUUGGCUAGACAUCAUGAAGUUGGCUCACCCUAAGAAUAUAGUCACCGCCGAAGAUGUGGAGAACGGCAAACCGGACCCCGCGGGUUACGAGCAGGGCAAGAAGAAGCUGCAGCUUCAGCACCAGAGCCCUUCCUUCGUCGUCUUUGAAGAUGCGCCUGCAGGCAUACGAGCUGGAAAAGCAGCGGGCUGCAUUGUUGUUGCGCUGAACACCAGUCACAGCCUCGAUCAACUCCGAGAAGCUGGGCCGGAUGUUAUUGUUCGCGAUAUGCGCUCCGUCGAGUUCAAGACGUGGGAAAAGGCAAAGGGCGAAGUGCAGCUGUUGAUCAGCAACGCCUUAAUCUGA
Messenger RNA from Periconia digitata, 663 nucleotides. Lineage: Eukaryota; Fungi; Ascomycota; Dothideomycetes; Pleosporales; Periconiaceae. The record is from the annotation of a GenBank genome assembly.